AUGGCACAGGUCAUACCCAGGAGCAACCCCACCUCGGUCCACGUGGCCCCGCGAAACGACCUAGAAGCGGCGUUAUGCGAGGAAUUUGCGAACGUGCUGGGCGUAAAAGUCGGGGUCACUGACAACUUCUUCCAUCUUGGUGGGCACUCCUUGAUGGCGACGAAGCUAGCGACACGUAUCAGCCGCCGACUGGACGUUCGUAUGUCUGUCAAAGACGUUUUCGACUACCCCGUCAUUACCGAACUUGCGGCUACAAUAUCCCAGGGAUCUGAAGUACACCGUCCGAUCCCCCAGAUGGAGUAUAGCGGACCUGUGGACCUGUCAUAUGCCCAGGGCCGCCUAUGGUUCUUGGAUCAGUUAGUGCUCGGGUCAACGUGGUAUAUGAUGCCGCUCGCGACAAGACUACGCGGGCCGCUCCAGCUCGACGCUCUUACUGCCGCGGUUCAUGCGCUGGAGCAGCGGCAUGAGACCCUCCGGACAACCUUUGAGGAGAGGGAUGGCCAAGGCGUUCAAAUUGUCCACCGACCUAAUUAUGAAGCCAUUAAAGUCAUCGAUGUGACAACCGAGAAAGAUGGCACUCACCUCCCGGCCUUAUAUCGGGAACAGAAAGCCACGUUCAAUCUAGCCUCUGAGCCGGGGAUGAGGGUAUGUGUGCUGCGGUUGGGAGAGGACGACCACAUCCUGUCCAUUGUGAUGCACCAUAUCAUCUCGGAUGGCUGGUCUGUCGACGUCAUCCAGCAGGAGAUCAGCCAGUUCUACGCCGCUGCGCGACGAGGCGAAGACCCACUGAUGCGGGUUAGCCCACUUCCGAUCCAGUACCGUGACUUCGCCAUGUGGCAGAAACAGGAAGAUCAGCUGGCCGAGCAGCAGAAGCAGCUGAAGUACUGGAUGCAGCAGCUCGAGGGCUCAUCGCCUGCCGAACUCUUGACUGACCGCCCGCGCCCGAAGGUCCUUGCUGGCGAGGCCCGCUCUAUACCCUUCGCAAUUGAGGCCGAAUUGUAUCAGAGCCUGCAGGCUUUCUGCAAGAUCUAUCAGAUGACCCCCUUCGUGGUGCUGCUUGCCGCGUUCCGUGCCACUCACUAUCGCCUCACAGGAGUCGGGGACGCGUGCAUUGGCACACCGAUUGCGAACCGCAAUAGGCCGGAGCUGGAGAAUAUGAUCGGCUUCUUUGUCAAUACACAGUGCAUGCGCAUUAUCGUCGAGGACGACACGAUGUCCCCUUCGAGCGUAUAG
Molecule: messenger RNA, 1233 nt
Organism: Penicillium griseofulvum
Lineage: Eukaryota; Fungi; Ascomycota; Eurotiomycetes; Eurotiales; Aspergillaceae
Exons: 2
Coding region: 1-1233 (410 amino acids)
Biological process (GO): amino acid activation for nonribosomal peptide biosynthetic process; secondary metabolite biosynthetic process
Cellular component (GO): cytosol; cytoplasm
Molecular function (GO): catalytic activity; phosphopantetheine binding
Source: RefSeq, a predicted model, not a curated record